Molecule: messenger RNA, 1565 nt
Organism: Notothenia coriiceps (black rockcod)
Lineage: Eukaryota; Metazoa; Chordata; Actinopteri; Perciformes; Nototheniidae
Product: stabilin-1-like
Exons: 12
Biological process (GO): cell adhesion
Molecular function (GO): hyaluronic acid binding
Source: RefSeq, a predicted model, not a curated record
UUUGUCCAGGUGGCCUGGAGGCUCCUUGUGGUAACCAUGGUGACUGCUACGAUGGUAUGAGUGGUUCAGGAAGAUGCAAGUGCCAUGAAGGUUUCAUUGGAAAAGCAUGCGAACUGUGUGCCGUCGGCCACUAUGGCCCCAACUGCACAGCCUGCAGCUGUGGGCUGCAGGGACGCUGUGAUACAGGCAUUCAGGGUUCUGGACAAUGCGUCUGUAAGCCCGGCUGGAAGGGUGAACACUGCGAGAUCGAUAUUGGCUCCAUCCCAGAAGAGUGCCUGCAGUGCCCCGCGCAGGCCGACUGUGUGCCAGGUGUUGGUUGUCAGUGUAAACCCGGGUUUCAGGGGAACGGCACCUUCUGCGAUCCAGAGCCACCUCCUGACCUCUGCGCUGAGUACAACGGAGGCUGUCACCAGAACGCCGACUGUAACCAGACCGGGCUGAUUGUUAACUGCACCUGCACCAGCGGUUACCAGGGAGACGGCUACUCAUGUGAGCCCAUCAACAGAUGUAUUGAAGAGAACGGAGGCUGCAGUGACUUUGCCUCCUGCAAGUUCACUGGUCCAAACGAGCGUCAGUGCGAGUGCCUGCCGGGCUACGUGGGUAAUGGAGUCCAGUGUCUGGAGAAGAUGGUGUCCCCUGUUGACCGCUGCCUGGAAGACAAUGGAGACUGCGACCCCGUGGCCACCUGCAAGGACCUGCAUUACCAUGCGAACACAGCCGGAGUGUUCCACCUGCGCUCUCCUGACGGGAAGUACAAGAUGAACUUCAGUCAGGCCGACGCCGCAUGCAGGGCCGAGGGAGCCGUGCUGGCCAGCUUCAAACAGCUGGGAGACGCACAGCAGCUGGGGAUGCAUCUGUGCGUGGCCGGCUGGAUGGAGGGGGGGAAGGUGGGAUACCCGACCCGCUUCCCCUCGGUCAAGUGUGGAGACAACCACGUGGGCCUGGUUAUUUAUAAAGAACCUGUGGACCAGAGCAGCAUGUACGAUGCCUACUGCUUCAGGCUCAAAGAUGUUUCGUGUGUGUGUCCUGCCGAUUACAUUGGAAACGGAGACUUCUGUAAUGGCGUCCUGACCAGCGUCCUUGCAUCCUACAGCAACUUCUCUAUCUUUUACAAGUUGUUGUUGGACUAUAGCGGCUCGUCUACGGAGGGCAAACAGCUCGUUGACUUUAUGUCUCACAGGAAGUCUGAGGUCACGCUUUUUGUUCCUCAUAAUGCCGGCUUUGCCCCAAACCAGACUCUGUCUGGUAGAGAUCUUGAGUAUCACAUCUCAGCCAAUCACAGCAGACGACCAUUUAAGGAUCUGAAGCACCAAGAAGUCAUUGUAUCCAGACUUGGGUUCAAUCUGAAUGUUACCUAUGGAAAAAAUGAGAGCUUUAAGCUGGUGAACAAGCGGCUGCUGGUGGGGUGGGACAUUCCUGCUGUAAAUGGGAUCAUCCACAUCAUCGAGUCCCCACUGACAGCGCCCCCUGCACCUGUAAGUUAUAAUGGUUUAUCCCAAAGCUGUCAUCAUGCAGCAAGGUUUUUUAUUGGCGUACAUUCACCAAAGUAAAGCAUAGAUAUGAGU